Arctia plantaginis is the source of this 792-nucleotide messenger RNA. Lineage: Eukaryota; Metazoa; Arthropoda; Insecta; Lepidoptera; Erebidae. The record is from the annotation of a GenBank genome assembly.
AUGAGUGUUCAGGUUCUUAUCAACCGCAAAAAGCGUGUGUCCGUGGCCAGCGACCACAAUCUCGCCCAGUGCCACUGCACAUCCGCCUUCAAGUCCUCCAAUUCGUAUAUGGCAGGCGCCUCCACCGUGAACAAGGGCAGCGAGUUCGUCUCCAUCGUCAGCGCCAAGAAGAGCAACUACCACACAAUCUCUGAGGGCGAGGUCGGCUACUUCGACACGGCCGUGCCGUGGCUCGUGCUGGACGCUCCCGAGGGCCAAGAUGUUCGCCACGCGCGAGCAGCUGCGCGAGCACGAUUUCCCACCGUGGAUUCUGUACCAAAUAAAUUAAGACAGGUUAAUAACAGAAUAAAUUUUAAUGUAUUCGAAGACACUACCAAGCUAACAGUAAACACAGCUAGUUUCAACAACGGUUUCAACUCAGUUUCAAAUUUAGAAAGAGAAUAUAACGAAGAAAUAGAAGAAGCACAGAGAUCAGCUAACUUUAAUCCUUUAAAAAAAGAAGAUCAUUCUUUUUAUGAAAUAGAAACAACAUUAUCGAAAUUUAUCAGAAGAACGGUAAGAGACACUUUAUUCGAACUUAUAAGUAAAAUGGAUAGAAGCGUUAUUCAGAGUAUUGAUGAAGAGAAUAUAAUGAAUGGUAAAUCUAAGAAGAUGAAAAGAGAAGAUCAGAUUAAAGAUGACGGACCCAUUGGGGGUAUUUUGACUUCUGACGGGGAGACGCAGAUGCUGAUGGGGACAUUCCAAGCAAUAAUGAGACCUGGAACAUUAAAUUUACCAAACAUACAAGGGUAA